AUGAAUCUCGACAGUGCAGCUGACUUUUGUCCACAAUGCCAUUUCAUGCUAGAACUCCCAGAAGUCAUGGAUAUCAUGGAGUGCAAUCGUUGUGGAUAUAAGUGCUCUAUCACUGAUUAUCAACCAAAAUACAUCAUCUCAACCAUCAAAAUGGAACCAAAGUCCUGGCUAUCCAAUCAACAAGACUCUAAACUAUCUGAUCAAUCGCACAGAGCUCAAGAAGCUUACUUUUCAACUGCGCAAUUGAGAUCAGCAGAUGAAGGAUCCACUGUAUUCUAUGAAUGCGUUAAAUGCCAGUUCCGCUAUCAAUUAAAUAAUUGA
Molecule: messenger RNA, 321 nt
Organism: Paramecium tetraurelia
Lineage: Eukaryota; Ciliophora; Oligohymenophorea; Peniculida; Parameciidae
Exons: 3
Coding region: 1-321 (106 amino acids)
Biological process (GO): DNA-templated transcription; termination of RNA polymerase I transcription
Cellular component (GO): RNA polymerase I complex
Molecular function (GO): nucleic acid binding; zinc ion binding; DNA-directed RNA polymerase activity
Source: RefSeq, a predicted model, not a curated record